CAAAAGUGCGCACCCCACACCUUUCCCAAAAAUAAUUUCGUCUCCUUCUUCUCGACCUCAUUUUUUUUUCUUUCUUUUUUAUCUUCAAAAUGUUGCUUGAACAAAAUUAACCAAAUUCUGCCAUUCAUCUUCUCUCUCUGCGCGAUCAGUUGGAUCCUCAACGUCAAAUGAUGUCAGCUACAGUUCAAAUGCACGCUGAUUGAGGUCGUUGCUUGGAUUUGUUGGUAUACAUACAUUUGAAGAUGGUCAGAGACACGGCUGGAGAUACGUGGUUUGCUAAUAUAUGGAAGAGUUCGCGUAAGAGCAUAUCGUGGGAGCCUGAGAGACCAGUGGUUGGAAUUUUGGCUUUUGAAAUAUCAAGGUUGAUGUCGAAGUUGGUUAGUAUAUGGCAGAGUCUCACUGAGGGACGAGUUGUGAGGUUACGGGAAGAAAUUGCAAACUCAGUCGGCAUACAGAAGCUUGUUUCUGAAGAUGUAGAUUAUCUUAUGGAGCUUGUUCUUGCUGAGAUAGUUGAGAAUUUGAGAAGUGUGGCGAAGUCGGUGGUUGUGUUUGGAAAGAAGUGCACAGAUUCGGAAUACCACAAUCUGGAAAGAAUUUUUGAUGAUGUAGUUGAGAUUGAUCCAAAAUGGCAUAGUUGGCAAUUUAAGCCGAAGAAGAUGGAGAAGAAAGUGAAGAAAAUGGAGAGGUUUGUGGCGGCAACAGAACAGCUAUUUCAAGAGCUUGAAGUGUUAGCGGAGCUUGAGCAGAGCCUGAGGCGUAUGCGAGCCGGUGCAGAUUCAGGUGGGGUGAAAUUGCUUGAGUUCCAGCAGAAGGUCGUGUGGCAACGCCAGGAAGUGAAGAAUCUUCGGGAGAUGUCUCCAUGGGUUAGAACGUAUGAUUGCAUUGUUCGGCUUCUUUUGAGAUCUAUUCUCACCAUUGUUGAGAGGAUCAAAACUGUUUACGGGUCUAAACAGAGUGGAAAUGUAGAAGGUUGCAUUGGUUACGAGCAUACAAACAGUGACUACCUUGUGUGUGGUAAUUCUAUGUCCACUGGGCGGCAAAUGUCAUUUCAUCAAUCACAAUCCAACUCUUCCAGAUUUACAGUUCCUUUAGGGAGGUCGUUUUCAAAUUUGGGCCUUGGAGGAGGUAGCAAGAGCAAGUCAAAGGACAUAAAAAACCAUCGUCGGUCUGAAUCAUCUCUCUCCUCUGGAAAACAACAUCCAGUAAAAACUCGAAUAUUUGCUCCUGCUGGAUUGACAGGAUGCAUGACCCGGGGAAGUGAAUCUCCCGUUGUAGAUAGUUGCACACCUUCAUGUGGCAGCUCAGCCAGGCCAUAUGAUGUUUCUCUAAAACAUGCAAUUGAAGUGAAAAAUUUCAGAGAAGUGCCAGUCGCAUAUGGUGGCAUAACCUCUACAAAAAUUUCUCUCUUUAAUUCCAAACGGCAUCUGCUGGAAGCUUCGUCAUCUACUCUUGGUUAUGCUGCAUUGGCCCUGCACUAUGCCAAUGUCAUCAUAUUGGUUGAAAAGUUAGCUUCCGCGCCUCAUUUAAUUAGCCUUGAUGCAAGAGAUGAUCUUUACUAUAUGUUGCCUGCAACUAUCAAAAGCUCUCUGAGGACAAAGCUGAAAACAUUUUCAAGAACUUCAGCUUCAUGUUUCUACGAUGCUGCAUUUGCAGCUCAGUGGAGCUUAGCGAUUACAACAAUAUUGGACUGGCUGUCUCCACUUGCUCAUAACAUGGUAAGAUGGCAAUCUGAGCGGAACGUUGAAAGGCAGAGAUUGGUGUGUGGGUCUAAUAUUCAUCUUGUCCAGACACUUUACUUUGCAAAUCUAAGGGAGACUGAGGCAGCAAUUGUAGAACUCCUGAUGGGCUUAAAUUACCUCUCUAGAUUUGGCAGUGUUAGUCUGAAACCAUUCCAAGAGUCUUCGUGUAGUCAGGCAUAUGAUGGUUAUGCAUUUCCCACUGAUAACAUGUACUACAAGAUUAUUGACGAUUCAUCAUGACAGAGAUGUGAUGUUCCUACACACAACACAUGAUAGGCGAAAAACUUUCAUGUGGCUUGGUCUGACAUUGUGUUUUUCCACGCAUGCCGAGCACAAUGUUUUCUUCAAAGUCUCCUCCCCUCCCAGAAAUGAAAAGGUAUUCUUGUGCUGGUUCAUAUAAUAUAUGAUGCUGCUUGUUUGUGAAAGAGCAGAACUUAUAUGCUGCUAAAUUUGUUCUCUCUCAAAUAGGUGUGGUCUUUCUCUGUUGUAAUUAGCUUUAAGAUAAUCUGUAAUUGUCACUCUUUCAUUUAGAUAAUCAGUCUGAUCAUGUUGUUUAUCCAAGUUAAUGAAUUGUUAGAUCUGGAUUUGAUAA
This is a messenger RNA of Salvia splendens (bonfire salvia), 2331 nucleotides long. Its product is annotated as protein PSK SIMULATOR 3. The transcript is spliced from 2 exons. The record is from RefSeq and is a predicted model, not a curated record. Gene Ontology annotation, biological process: positive regulation of growth. NCBI's taxonomy places the organism in Eukaryota, Viridiplantae, Streptophyta, Magnoliopsida, Lamiales, Lamiaceae. Bases 243 to 1979 code for a protein of 578 amino acids.